CGCCUUAUGCUGCACACACACACACGUGUCUUCUGCUACAGGGAGGGAAAACAUAGCAACAGCUAGACUCAAAACAGGAAGAGUGGUCUCCCUGAGAGCACUUGACUCACUCACGAACUUUGUUGAGAUUGAAACGAUGUUAUUAACUUUAGAGAGUCAUUAGUGGACGGCAAGUUACAAGUAACACUAGGAAAUCAGAACGACCGACAGCUGCCUUUUGUUUUGACCAUUACGUCAUCGAUCUGUCCGAAAUGAAUGUACUGUUUUUGCGAUACGAACUCAGGAUGUGUUUACCUUACAGACGCAAAGAUGCAAAGAACAUGAUCAGGACUGAUGGCCUCUCUAAAAGUGAGGCGACUCGGCGGGACAAUGGGACGACACCACCCCAGAUGCUGCACCUUUUAUCCGCUGUCUUCGUGUGGCUUGUGACGGGCACGACCAUAUCCAGCCUAAACAAAUGGAUAUUUGCCGUGUACAACUUCAGGUAUCCUCUGCUUCUGUCAGCGCUGCAUAUGCUCACAGCGAUAGUGGUGGACUACGGACUGAUCAAGCUGCAAGUCAUCCGUCACCGAGGAGUCGGUGAGCAGGACUUGACAGCCAGCGCCAAGUUCAAGGUGUUCCUUCUGAGUUUGACUUUUUGUGCAAGCAUCGCGUUUGGGAACGUGGGGCUCAACUAUGUCCAGUUGUCUUUCGCACAGAUGAUCUAUACCACCACACCAAUUUUCACGUUGGCCAUAUCUACUCUCAUCCUCGGAAAACAACACCACAUGCUAAAGUACACCGCUAUGAUGCCAAUCUGCCUCGGAGCCUCUUUCAGCAUUAUGGGCGAGGUCCAGUUCGACCAGACGGGCUGCCUUUUCGUUGUCGCCGCCACAAUGCUACGAGGUGUUAAGACCAUUCAACAAAGCAUCCUACUCCAGGAGGAGAAGAUCAACUCGGUCUUCCUCCUCUACCUCAUGUCCAUCCCCAGCUUCUGCAUCCUGUUCGUGGCCGCCCUGGCGCUGGAGAACUGGGCCGUGCUGGAGUCGCCCUUCAGCUACGACCGGCACCUGUGGCUCUUCAUCCUGCUCAGCUGCCUGGGCUCGGUGCUGUACAACCUGGCCAGCUGCUGCGUGAUCACGCUCACCUCGGCCGUCACGCUGCACAUCCUGGGCAACCUGAACGUGGUGGGCAACCUGCUGCUCUCGCAGCUGCUCUUCGACAGCCAGCUGUCGGCCCUCAGCUGCGCCGGCGCCGCGCUCACGCUCUCCGGCAUGCUCAUCUACCAGAACUCCGAGUUCAUCGCCGGCUACCUGGACGCGCGCCGCGCCCGGCGGGCCCAGGAGAGCCGGGCGGACGGGGACGGGGAGACGACGGACAGGGACGCGGCGGUCGCUCCGCUGCUGGACUGCUGCUCGAGGGCGCAGGACGAGGACUCCAGCCUGCUGACGGAGAGCCAGUCCGGGGAGGAGUCGGCGUCGGCAGCGGAAGAGGAGACGCCCGUCUUGGAUGGAACGCCAGAGGAGGAGAGGCAUGAGGUGAAAGAGGAGACUUUAGACAGCCACAAGGACAAGCUGGACUGAGGCGGUCAGCAGCAGAGUGAGUGAUGGCGAAAGACACCGUGUGGACUGCUCACAGUAGGUGGAGCACAUGCUGACGCAGGUGGGCAGCAUGAGCCUCCGAGGUGAGGAGCGCUUCCAUGCCUCGGAAAACGGACGGACAGACACGCAGCGUUCAGAACUCUCCGCAUCAGUCCCCUCUCUCCCUCUUUUUUUUUUUUUUUUAAAGUUUCUCCUUCCUGCCCUCCCCUUACCUCCUCACUGUGCCAACUUUUUAUUUAUUUUAUUAUCGUCCUCUGUGAGGGGAGAUGAGGUCAGUCCUGAGAGGCACUGAGAUUGAUGCUCACUGGCAGAUAGAGAUGCCUUUUUGCAAAAGUGUCCACUGUAGAGUAGAGGUGCACCCCCCCCCCCCCCCCCCCUCCCCCAGCCUGCUCACUUUCUCAAAGAGGGGCUGCAGAAGCCAGAGCUCCAGGUGUGGCCAGAUGUGGUGAGCUCAUAUCACUCUUUGUCCUCCUCAUACCACUGUGAAAAUUGGCUGAAGCAAGCAUGCACUCCUUUUUGUUAGUCUUUUUGUUUUUAAGGGGGGGGGGGGGCAUUGCCUGGUAACCUUUUCGCAUGCACCACAUGGGCAGAAGCGAGAAUGUUGAUGCACUUUUUCAGUACAAAGAAAACUUGCAAAAUGGCACAAUAUUGUUUACCAAGAAAGAGGAACUUUCUGAGACAACAGGAAAUGGGUCUGGUCUUCACACUCCUCAGCUGUAAUCUUGGGCCCUUUGCUCGUGUGUGAAAUGAUCUGAGAACAGGCGAGAUGGUUUACAUCCCUGAUGGCAGUCAUGAUGUUUUCACUGACUCAUCCGUCCUCUUCCUGUGAUCAGAUCAGUUCUCACUGGGCUUACAGGGGCCGCGGAUGUAAAGCACAGGUGGGCAUAUCGGCUUUCAAAGGGCUCUCGUGUGCCAGGCAGGUGUGCCAAGGUCGCCUUUGGGCAGGAGAAGAUUAGUCUGACUGUCUGUCAGUCUGCCUUUUCUUGGCCAAAGUCACCUUCACCACACACUGGCUCAUCAGGAAUAGACAUGCCAAGCCAUUGUGUAUAAUUAGAGGUACUGUUCCAACCAAACCUCCCUAUACUACUGGGGAGGUUAACUUGAGGCAGCUUACUGUAUGGGAGGCCAUGUGUCAUAUGAGCAUGCGGUUGUUUUAUUACUCUUUUUGUUUUUUUUAUUUAUUUUUUUGGUCUUGAUUUUGUUUACAGUUGGAGACGUGUUCCUCAUUACGUGGUUUGACGCACACAUCAUGCUUGCCGAUGUUUGGUAUGCAUUAUUAUUCUUUUUUUUUAUGACUGUGGAUAGCCAGCAGGUACGAGCAUCCUUUGAUGUGAACAACCAUCAAACUUCGAAAAAAAGAGGGGUCAAUGUUUCUCCUCUAACAGGCCAGCCAUGUUUAUCCUUCCUGUCCCAUCAUCCUAUCCUGUUCCACCUGUGGUUGCUCUCAGUGAACUUCCCAACCCCUGAAGAAACCUUCACCAGCCCUUUGUGUUUGAGUGCCGAGUGGCAUUGGAACGUGACCUGAUGAGCACUGAAUGGUUUUCUGUUGGCGUUCUGUCGGCAGGCUUUUAUUAAUAGUUCUCAGUCUCGCAUGGGUCUCGCUCCAUUUUCAAACUGAGUCUUCCCUGUGGAGAUGUCUAGAAUGAGGCUCACGCCAGCGUCCCUCAGAGGAGACAUCCAACACCAUCCUGCUUCAUGCCUUACGUCUCAUGGCCUAGAUGGGUGCUGAUUGUCAUUGAGAAAAAAAAAUGUUUUACUUCUUUUAAAUUAUUUAUUGUUAUUGAGAGUUUUAUCUGACCUCGAAAAAGACAGUAUUAUUAGUAGUCACUCCAAUUUUUUGGUGUGUGGAAAUUUGUACUUUUUGGAAAUUUUUUGACUGGGAGGAAAUAGUGUCUCUGUAAGGGUUCUUGCACUGCGGCUCCGUUGAGGUUAGUCUGUGCUGAACGUAUGCUGUGGCGCCACCUGCUGGGUGGAAUGAGCACUUUGGUCCUUUAAAGGCCCUCACGUAAAUCAAGCAGUGUAUUUAGAAAACAUUUUGAAGAAUUCAUGUCAGACAUUUUAGAGAAGGCGGUUCAAGAUGGAGGUACUCGAGGUGCUGUCCAGCACAUUCAAGGAGUACAUUUUGAUCCUUGCAAUCAUUCCUAGCCUUUUUGUUCAUGAUGUAAGCAUGAGGGGAGAUGGUUACCAUUAAUGGCAAUCAGAAAAAUACAUCUUCCCUUACUGCUAUGGUAAUAAACCUGAAAUCAUCACAAUAAUUCAUUUGCCCAUUUUAUGCUCAGUGCCUAUUAGUCGUAUAAGACAAAACAUGUGCAUACAAAAACAAUGUGCAUAAUCUUAGACGAAAUAUGCACGGCUGUGCACCAAGUCUUGGAUGUAUUUCUUUUUUUCCUUUUUUUUAAAAACUAUUCUGCCACCUUGUCAGCGGUCGGUCUGGUCCUAAUACCAUCCAAUGAGAUCCAAAUACCAUGCUAGACUAGCCUACGUAUAUUUUUGAAAAGAAUGUUGAAAAACAGGUUUUCUUUGUGUUUUGAAGGAGGACCAAAUUUGUCACAUGUUAAAGAUUGAAAACCGGAUUUUGCACAUUAAAAUAUAAAUAGUGUCAGAUUUGUACACAUACUAAGCAGAUCGUACAAAAUAAUCAGCCUCUUUUCCUCAUCUGCUCCAUAUUUUCUGUAUUUUUUUUUUUUUUUUUUUUUUUUUUAAAUUUUAAAAAGUGUCUUUUGAUAACGGGGAUUGCAUUAUUUGCGUUUCUGUAAUAAGUGACAUAACACAAUUCUUAGACCGUAUAUCUACUCCAUCCUGUACAGAACACAGAACAAGAUCACAAUGUUUUACUUUCUUUACGCUCUGCUGACAUCUAGCUAGUCUUGUGUUCUUGUGCUGAGGGGAGGUGGCGGAAAUAACUGUUCCACGUGUCAGUGCAGCGGUCAGAGCGUUUAGAGGCGCCCCCCCCCCCCCCCCCCCCC
Molecule: messenger RNA, 4546 nt
Organism: Sardina pilchardus (European sardine)
Lineage: Eukaryota; Metazoa; Chordata; Actinopteri; Clupeiformes; Clupeidae
Gene: slc35e4
Product: solute carrier family 35 member E4
Exons: 2
Coding region: 252-1562 (436 amino acids)
Cellular component (GO): Golgi apparatus
Molecular function (GO): antiporter activity
Source: RefSeq, a predicted model, not a curated record